GUGCAACUCAUACCAUCAAUCUGAUGUUGCAAGGCAUUGGCAACCUUCCAAAAUUCAAGAAGACAAUUGAUCUAGCAAAAUCAUUCACUAUCUUUGUCUAUGGUCACCACCGAACCUUGGCAUGUUUGAGGUCCUCCACCUUGAAGAGAGAAAUCAUAAGACCAGGGGUAACCAGAUUUGCUACAGCCUAUCUUACACUGCAAAGUAUGAUGGAAAAGAAGGAUUGUCUAAAAAAGAUGGUGGUUGAUUCCAAGUGGUAUGACUUACCUGAUGUGAAGUCCAAAAAGGGCAAGGAUGCUACAGCCACGGUGUUGAACCCUCGUUUUUGGAGAGGUGUCUCCCUUUGUUUGAAGGUCUUUGAGCCCUUGGUGAAAGUUCUACGUUUGGUUGAUGGAGAUGUGAAGCCAUCUAUGGGUUAUGUGUACGGAGAACUUCUCAAGGCAAAGAGGGAGAUCAAGGAGGCAUUUGGAAAUGUGGAAAAUAAAUACAGAGAAGUGAUGGCUAUUGUUGACAAGAAGAUGAAAGAUAGACUUGAUUCUCCACUGCACGUGGCUGCAUAUAUGUUGAAUCCAUACUAUAGUUACAACAAUCCAGCAAUCUUCUCUGAUUCAAAUGUAGUGGAAAAAUUCAUGCAAUGUGUGGAGACCUUUUAUGAUGGUAAUGAUGAAAAGGAAUAUAGGGAUGUUAAUGAGGACUUGGAUAAGUUCCAAAAGAGACAAGGAUCCUUCUCAAAGAAGAUGGCAAGGAGCUGUGAACGCUUUGAGUUCCAACCGGCGUCUUGGUGGAGGCUUUAUGGAGGUGGAGCACCAGAUUUGCAAUACAUGGCUAUUAGAAUCCUCUCACUGACAUCUAGCUCUUCUGGAUGUGAAAGGAAUUGGAGCACCUUUGAACAGCAUCAUACAAAGAGAAGGAAUAGGCUUACAACAGAGCGUCUAAACUCUCUAGUAUUCAUCCAAUUCAAUAAUAAAUUGCUGUCCAAGAAGGAGAAGAUUGCCAGAAAGAGUAAUUAUGAAGUGCUCCUAAGUAGUGAUGCUUCUGAAGCUCAAGGGUUUUUCUUUGAGGGAGGAGAUGAUCAUGCAUUGGCUGUCUUUAGGGAUGAGGAAGAUGAAGGAGUAAUGCCGGGGACAGGGAUACCAUGGAGUGUCCUUGGAGAAGCAAUGGGAACUAAUGAACAACUUCAACCUCGCAGGAGUGCAAGAGUGGCUAGAGAGUUGUAUGAUGAAGAAGAGUGGGAAUCUGAAACUGAAGAUCCUAAUCAUCUAGAAGAUGACAUUGCCUAUGAGGAUGAUGAGGAGUGAGGAGAUUGCAUGAUGGCAGCAUGCUGCCAAGUUAUCUAAAUAUUAAUAUCUAGUUAUUUACUUAUCCAAAUGUGUGUGGACUGUGGACCAUAAAACCAUUAAUGUGUGUUGUACUGUUAUUUAAUUUGUGGACCAUUAAGGCAUGUGAUGAACUGUGAGUGUUUUCUAUAUAUUUUCUUGUGAUCCUUUGACUUGUGAAUUGUGAUGUUGCCCUGUUGUUUGGAAGCUUGGCUGUGCAUGUACAAUAUUGAGCUGCCCCUCAUAGAUGAGUUUCUACUCUUUCCAAAGUAUCUGAUUGUAGAGUUUUUCAGAUUAUUAACUUGUCUCUCUUUGAUGAUCAGCUGUUGUUGGAUGCAACUUGCAAGAAGCCAAGGAGGAAAGCAACUUAUGUCAAAAAUAAAUAUGCAGAACAGCAAGAGGUAUGUUCACUAGUAUUACUACUUAGUUGUGUUAUUAUUACUUAGUACUUACUACUGAUCUUGCUCUCGGCAGCACAAAAAUUAAAAAAAAACAAUCACGAUUAAUCACGCUUAAUCUACGUUUAAUCUUCCUAGGCGCUAGUCAGUAGGCUAACGCCUGCCUAGCGCCUAGCGUUUU
Molecule: messenger RNA, 1895 nt
Organism: Zea mays
Lineage: Eukaryota; Viridiplantae; Streptophyta; Magnoliopsida; Poales; Poaceae
Exons: 3
Coding region: 24-1298 (424 amino acids)
Molecular function (GO): protein dimerization activity
Source: RefSeq, a predicted model, not a curated record